Elephantulus edwardii (Cape elephant shrew) is the source of this 888-nucleotide messenger RNA. Its product is annotated as taste receptor type 2 member 14-like. Lineage: Eukaryota; Metazoa; Chordata; Mammalia; Macroscelidea; Macroscelididae. Gene Ontology annotation, biological process: G protein-coupled receptor signaling pathway; detection of chemical stimulus involved in sensory perception of bitter taste; sensory perception of taste. The coding region runs from base 1 to 888 and encodes 295 amino acids. The record is from RefSeq and is a predicted model, not a curated record. Gene Ontology annotation, molecular function: bitter taste receptor activity; G protein-coupled receptor activity. Gene Ontology annotation, cellular component: membrane. The transcript has a single exon.
AUGGUAAGUGUAUCGCAGAAAAGCCUCACCAUCAUAUUCAGUACAGAAUUCGUAAUUGGGAUUUUGGGAAAUGGAUUCAUCGUACUGGUGAACUGCAUUGACUGGGUCAAGAUGCGAAAGAUCUCUUUACUAGACCAAAUCCUCACUGCUUUGGUGAUCUCCAGAAUCUGUCUGAUUUUGUCAAUAAUGUUGAGUUGCUUAUCACAGCAGUAUGAGUCAUUUGAACGUUUGAAUAGAAAAUAUCUUUUAUUUAUUGGUACUUGCUGGGGAGUGGCUAACCAUUUUAGUGUCUGGCUUGCCACAAUCCUCAGCCUCUUUUAUUUUCUCAAGGUAGCGAAUUUUUCAAAUCUUGUUUUUCUUUACCUAAAGCAGAAAAUUGAAAAAGUAGUUCUGGUAAUGUUUCUGGGAAUAUUAGUCUUUUUGCCUUUCAAUGUUACAAUGACUAACAGAUAUAUUUAUGACUAUGAAUUCACACGUGAAAACAAUGUGACAUGGAGUGACACCAGAACAUCUUUAAGACUGACUGUAUUCAUUUUUGAAUAUAUCAUACCCUUUUCUGCAUCCAUGACUUUUUUUAUCCUGUUAAUUUUCUCUCUGUGGAAACAUCUCAAGAAUAUGAAGGUCAGUGCAGCAAGAUCAAGAGAUUUCAGCGCCAAGGCCCAUAUAACAGCCAUGAAAACUGUCAUCUCUUUCCUUUUCCUGUUUGCGGUUUAUUUCCUAUGUUUUCUUCCAAUUCUUUUCUGUUUUAACAUUUCUGAUGAUUGUAUGUUCUUUUUUCAUGUUCUUGAAAUUGCUUAUCCUUCAGUCCACUCAUUUGUCUUGAUUAUGGGAAAUAGUAAGCUAAGAAAGGUCUUUCUUUUGAUAUGGUGGCAAUUGAAGUGUACUUGA